This is a messenger RNA of Jaculus jaculus (lesser Egyptian jerboa), 3066 nucleotides long. It is a transcript of the gene Hoxa10, whose product is annotated as homeobox A10. Gene Ontology annotation, cellular component: nucleus. Lineage: Eukaryota; Metazoa; Chordata; Mammalia; Rodentia; Dipodidae. The transcript has 2 exons. Gene Ontology annotation, biological process: regulation of transcription by RNA polymerase II. Gene Ontology annotation, molecular function: DNA-binding transcription factor activity, RNA polymerase II-specific; RNA polymerase II cis-regulatory region sequence-specific DNA binding. The record is from RefSeq and is a predicted model, not a curated record. Bases 504 to 1757 code for a protein of 417 amino acids.
AGAAAUUGGGCCAGUCCAAAAAUGAAUAGAAUAGCGAGACUAAGACAGGGUCCCCUUAAUUUAUCAAAGAGGUGCCGUGGCUGGUGACCACUUCCGUAACCGACAUGGGAGCACCCAAGACUGGCUGGAGUGUGCACCAUAAACACCCCACUUGUUAACUGCGCAGGGCCCAAGGGUGCUUCCAACAGACCCUCGCUAGGGGUUCACGUCUGAGCAGGGGAGGGGCGAGCUUAAGAGCCAGGUCCUCCAACAACCACAUUGGGGCAGCCCCCACAGCUCCCAACCUUUGGGCCAAAGUGUCAGGCGUGUGUCUACCGAUCCAUCAAUACAGAUUACAUAUUUAUAUCAAUCGUGAGCUCUGAGGGCGCCCUCGGAGAGCGGCCCCGCGUCUACGAAACCAAACUGGGAGUGGUCGCGCGGAAACGCUGGCUCGGGAUUGGCUGCGGGCGCUCGCCGAGGUGCGGGGGGAUUGCUAAUCGUAUUCAGCAUGUUUUGCACAAGAAAUGUCAGCCAGAAAGGGCUAUCUGCUCCCUUCGCCAAAUUAUCCCACAACAAUGUCAUGCUCUGAGAGCCCCGCCGCGAACUCUUUUUUGGUCGACUCGCUCAUCAGCUCGGGCAGAGGCGAGGCGGGUGGCGGUGGCGCGGGGGGCGGCGGCGGAGGCUACUACGCCCACGGCGGGGUCUACCUGCCGCCGGCCACCGACCUGCCCUAUGGGCUGCAGAGCUGCGGGCUCUUCCCCGCACUGGGCAGCAAGCGCAAUGAGGCGGCCUCGCCGAGCACCGGUGCGGGGAACGGGGGCCUGGGUCCCGGGGCGCACGGCUACGCGCCCGCGCCCAUAGACCUGUGGCUAGACGCGCCCAGGUCGUGCCGGAUGGAGCCGCCCGAGGGGCCACCACCGCCGCCGCCACCGCCGCCGCAGCCCCAGCAGCAGCCGCCGCCCCCGCCGCAACCACCCCAGCCCCCGCCACAGGCCACGUCGUGCUCCUUUGCGCAGAACAUCAAAGAAGAGAGCUCCUACUGCCUCUACGACGCCGCGGACAAAUGCCCCAAGGGCUCGGCGGCUCCCGCCGAUCUGGCCCCUUUCCCGCGCGCCCCGCCGCCCGACGGCUGCGCCCUGGGCGCCUCCAGCGGCGUGCCAGUGCCGGGUUACUUCCGCCUGUCGCAGGCCUACGGCACGGCCAAGGGCUACGGCGGCGGCGGCCACGGCGGCUCCCAGCAGCUCACGGCCAGUCCCUUCCCCGCGCAGCCCCCAGGGCGCGGCUUCGACCCGCCGCCUCCCGCGCUAGCCGCGGGCUCGGCCGACGCGUCCGGGAAGGAGGCAGCCCUGGACGCUUCGCCACCCCCCACGCUGGUCUGUGGCGGUGGAGGCGGCGGGGGGUCGCAGGGCGACGAGGAGGCGCACGCGUCGUCCUCCGCGGCGGAGGAGCUGUCCCCGGCCCCUUCCGAGAGCAGCAAAGCGUCGCCGGAGAAGGACUCCCUGGGCAAUUCCAAAGGCGAAAAUGCAGCCAACUGGCUCACAGCAAAGAGUGGCCGGAAGAAGCGGUGCCCCUACACGAAGCACCAGACGCUGGAGCUGGAGAAGGAGUUUCUGUUCAACAUGUACCUUACUCGGGAGCGGCGCCUGGAGAUCAGCCGCAGCGUCCACCUCACGGACAGACAAGUGAAGAUCUGGUUUCAGAACCGCAGGAUGAAACUGAAGAAAAUGAACCGAGAGAACCGGAUCCGGGAGCUCACAGCCAACUUUAAUUUUUCCUGAUGAAGCUUCCAGGAGAUGUAGUGGUUUUGCUUCCAGAACGUCAGUCCCCUCCCCGUCUUCAGCCUCUGCCCUAGAACUCGCACCUGUCCUGGAGCCCCACUCCUCCCUCCCACACUCGCCGUCUCCCAGGCUGUUACAUCUGUGCAGGGCUGGUUCGUUCAGACUUUUUGUUUCUUUGUUGGCUUGGUGUUGGUUUACUUGCUUUCUGGGGGAAAAAGCCAUAUCACACUAAAAUGCUCCAUAGCUAGUGAUUGUCCAAAUUGUCAUGUCAAAUUCUGGCUUUGCUGUCUUGGGUCUCACUGCUUGAAAUGGCCCCGGCCCUCCUCGGAGCUGUUUUCCUGCCUGCCUAGGCCCUGGUAAACCUAGCCGGAAGCCCGAGAUCUCAUUGUCGGCGCUGAGGUGUCUGGCCUGAGGUCAAUGGUGCAAGGAGCUGCCGCCACCGCCACCACCGGGUGUGCCUGUCUGGAGCUGGGCUGUGUUUAAUCAGGGAGUGCAGGCCCUUGGGUUUCUUUUUUCUUUCUUCUUUUCUUCUGUGGCCGGGGAGAGUGUUAUACAGGCAUGGACAUGCAGGUUAGCGAUAGGGCUUGACUUUGGCUGGUUGAAAAAGUGAGAAAGAAUCAGAAAGAUUAUUUUUUCCUCUUCUCCUGUAAGAUAUCCCAGAUCUAAGCAGGGACAGACAAAAAGAAUGACCAAGGGAAGGCAACUUACAGAGUGUGUAAGGUCUUGCAUUGCCUGUUUAAUUUACCUCUCAAUUUCCAUAUCCUGGCUGUGGCUAAAUAAUGUAGUGUUGUUUAUACACGUGGAAUAGUGGAUUUUUGCCAUUAAAAUUGUUACCACUUGGUAACAUGGGAAAAGCACACCACAAUUCUCCCUAUCUUGUGGAGUUGGGUUUUUUGUUUGUUUGUUUGUUUGUUUGAAUUCGCCUUUUUAUUUUUUUAUUUUUAUUUUUGCUAUAUGGGCUUUCUGAAAUUCAUGGAAGCCUAGGAGGGCUGGGGCAAGAAGAAAAAAACGAGAGAAGGGAGACAUUGUUUGGAUUUUCUUUAAACUGUGAAGUUUCAUGCAUAAAAGGGUCAAACCUGUAGGUGCAGAAAAAGAAAAAAAAUAUAAAUACAAAUCUGUAUAAAUGUCUAUUAUUAUGAAAAAUUGCCAAUCUUGUUUUAAGCAAAUGCAUUCUAUCAUUAUUAUAAAUGUUAGUUCUAGCUUUAUUUACUUCUAAUCUUAAAUCAGAAUAAAUUAAUAUUGUAUUGCUGCUGUGCGUGGAAAAAAAGACGAUGUUUAUGUUCUUAUAGAAUAAAAGCUGUGGAAUGAA